This is a messenger RNA of Laccaria bicolor S238N-H82, 2473 nucleotides long. Its product is annotated as acyl-CoA-dehydrogenase, peroxisomal. Bases 1 to 1569 code for a protein of 522 amino acids. The transcript is spliced from 26 exons. Gene Ontology annotation, molecular function: flavin adenine dinucleotide binding; acyl-CoA dehydrogenase activity; heme binding. The record is from RefSeq and is a predicted model, not a curated record. Lineage: Eukaryota; Fungi; Basidiomycota; Agaricomycetes; Agaricales; Hydnangiaceae.
AUGGCAUCCAAAGAGACAAAGACAUUCAGCCGCGAGGACGUCGCUCAUCACAACAAGGACGGGGAUCUGUGGAUCAUCAUCGACUCCAAAGUCUACGACAUCAGCAGAUUCAAGGAUCUUCAUCCCGGCGGUGCGUCGGUUCUGCUGGACGAGGAAGUUGCCGGAAAAGAUGCUACAGAGGCCUUCUACGGCCUUCACAGGCAUGAGGUCAUCAUGAAGCCUCAAUACGCCCGUCUCCAAAUCGGUGUCAUAGCGGGUGAAGCCGCUGUCAUACACAGCCGUGUAGUUGGCGAACUAAGCAAAGUUCCGUAUGCUGAACCAACUUGGUUGUCGGAGGGUUACCACAGCCCAUAUUAUACUGAUAACCACAGACGAUUCCAGAAGGCCGUUCGAAAAUUCAUGGAUGAAGUCGUUACGCCCGACGCACUUGCGAGGGAAGAAGACGGAAAGCCCCCCAGUCAAAGCGUGAUCGAAGCUAUGUCGAAGAUCAAUAUGCACGCCAUGCGAAUGGGGCCAGGAAAACACCUGCAAGGCAUGGAGUUGAUGGAAGGCAUUGUCAAGCCUGAAGAGUUUGACUAUUUCCACGAGUUGAUUAUCACUCAAGAAUUUGCGCGAAGUGGAUGCCGGGGCUAUGGCGAUGGACUCAUGGCUGGGUCGGUGAUCGGUCUUCCUCCCGUUUUGAAUUUCGGAAGCAAGGCAAUUAAGGAGAAGGUCGUUCCGGAUGUGUUGUCUGGCAAGAAGCUCAUUUGUCUUGCUAUCUCGGAGGCCUUUGCUGGCAGUGACGUCGCUGGUCUCAAAACAACUGCGCGUAAGACCGAAGACGGCAAAUACUGGAUCAUAAACGGGACGAAGAAAUGGAUUACCAAUGGAACGCAAGUGGAGUUUGGCUUUUUCUUUACUGUUGGUUGCAAAACUGAGGACGGAUUUACUGUUAUUCUGGUCGAGCGGGGGGAGGGCGUUGAAACCAAAGCAAUCAAGACGAGCUAUUCCCCGACGGCGGGGACAGCUUUCGUUACCUUCGACAAUGUUAAAGUGCCAGUCGAAAAUACUCUUGGCCCCGAGGGAGGAGGAAUCUUUGUGAUACUCAGUAAUUUCAAUCACGAGCGUUGGGUAAUGGCAUGCUCCUCUGCAAGGAGUCAACGGUUUAUCGUUGAAGAAUGCCUGAAGUGGACCAGUCAAAGGAAAGCGUUCGGCAAACCCUUAAACUCGCAAGCUGUUAUACGAAGCAAGUUGGCGGCGAUGAUCUCUCGGGUGGAGAGUGUACAAAACUGGCUUGAGAAUUUGACCUAUCAAAUGAAUAACAUGUCCUACAAAGAACAGGCUUCGAAAUUGGCAGGACCUAUCGGUCUUCUGAAGAUGCGUGCGACACAUUCCGCCCAGGAAACUGCCACAGACGCUGUUCAGGUAUUUGGUGGCCGUGGUAUCACCCGCACAGGCAUGGGAUCGUUUAUCGAGCACUACCAUCGAACCGUUCCCUUCGAUGCAAUUCUUGGAGGAGCGGAAGACGUGUUGGCAGAUCUUGGGGUUCGACAAGCUAUCCGCGCCAUACCCAAGAAUGCUAGACUGUGAUUCCUCGUGGUUUCUAGCCAUCACGACACUCAUCCUCGCAAUGAUACCUAACAUACUCCUUCAUUCCAUAAGUUUAUGCAUCCAGAUAACGAAGACACGGCUGGAGGGACAUGUAAAUUAUCUAAAUAUAGUCUGUUUUUGUCGAAGCCCGGUCGUAGCUGCUACAGAUCCAGGUCUCGAGGAUUUCCAUGAUCCCCAUCCCAGUUGCUCAAUGAUUAGCUUCUUGGCGAAUAUUUCGCCAAAGCCGAGCAUAACACCGUUCACAAAUGGUAAGAGCAUGUUGAUAGCCAGCGAAGACAAGAGCGCUUUUAUGCGAGUUUUCGUCGACAGAGACGAGUCGAAGAUGGCCAUGGUCGCAGUCUGAGGAACGGAAUGAGGACGGGUGGCUUGAAGUUGUGGGGAAGGGGAGUCGGUGCGAUCUGGGAAUGACAUGGACGGGAAAGAGGACGUGACUGAGGAAUGGACAUCCUCCCACCGCUGUGAAUCGUCUGUGAGGCUUGCAGGUUGCUCAACCGUCGUUAUGAUUGAUGACGAAAGACUCUCUUGCACAACUUGUGGAGCGGAAGGAAGUUCCUCAACGGUAGCUUCGGCGCCUCUACGAGCAGCUUCCUCCUUCUCUACCUUACGGAUGGCUUCCCACCUCUCUCGUUCCUUUUCCGCCUUGAGUCGGGCUUCCGCGGACUGGGCGCGCCAGGACUGAAGCUGAGCCUCAUACUGCUCCUUCCAGUCGUCUGAUCCCUCACUUUUCUCUGAUAUAGAACUCUCGGUAGACACUUGGGUUGCGGCCUCCGGUUUUGAUUCUGGCUGGCUAACGGCAGCUGAAUCGGGUUGCUCAGGCUGAACGGGACGUGGCCGAGAAGGUGGGGCAGAGAAGGAUCGGUGGAGGGCCGCCUCAAGAAUGGCA